Molecule: messenger RNA, 1353 nt
Organism: Vigna umbellata (rice bean)
Lineage: Eukaryota; Viridiplantae; Streptophyta; Magnoliopsida; Fabales; Fabaceae
Biological process (GO): pentose-phosphate shunt; carbohydrate metabolic process
Cellular component (GO): cytoplasm; intracellular anatomical structure
Molecular function (GO): transaldolase activity
Source: RefSeq, a predicted model, not a curated record
UCUUCUUCAUCUUCUUCUUCUUCUUCUUCUCUUACUGAAUAAAGCUGCACUUGCACGGUUGCACCGCAUUCACAUCUUAUCUCUCAUCUUAUUCUCAUUUUCUUUCCCUUCCAUUGCUUUUUCUACUCUCAGUUUGCACUGUCUGGGAGGAACAAUGGAACAUAACAGUUAUAGGACAAAGAUCAAAAGCACUAUUCUUCACCAUCUCUUCCAGAAGGAGCGACAGAGCCCUUAUUAUGACAAUCUAUGUCGCCCUGUUUCAGAUUUGCUUCCUUUCAUUGCCAAUGGGAUCAGAGGUGUCACCACCAAUCCAGCGAUUUUUGAGAGAGCUAUUUCAUCCUCAAAUGCCUACGAUGAACAGUUUAGGAAAUUGGUAGGGGCAGGAAAAGACACAGAGGGUGCCUAUUGGGAAUUAGUAGUGAAAGACAUACAUGAUACUUGCAAAAUCUUGGAGCCAAUUUACAAUGAUUCAGAUGGGGUAGAUGGAUAUGUAUCUGUUGCAGUUUCCCCCAAGCUAGCAAAUGAUACCAAGGGGACAAUUGAAGAGGCAAAAUGGCUUCAUAAGAUGAUUGGGUGUUCAAAUGUUUACAUUAAAAUUCCUGCAACCGAUGAAUCCAUUCUUUCUAUGAAGGAGGUUAUUUCUCUGGGGAUAAGUGUAAAUGCCACACUCAUAUUCUGCCUCCCUAGAUAUGAAGCAGUGAUUGAUGCUUACUUGGAUGGCCUUGAGGCUUGUGGGAGAACUGAUCUCUCCAAGGUUUCAAGUGCAGCAGCAUUCUACAUCAGUAGAGUGGAUACUACGCUUGACAGAAAACUUGACCAAAUUGGUACCUCUGAGGCUCUUGAUCUCAAAGGAAAGGGUGCAAUUGCUCAAGCAGUCUUAGCUUACCAACUUUAUCAGAAAAAGUUUUCUGGUCCAAGAUGGGAACACUUGGAGAAGAGAGGUGCCAAGAAGCAGAGGUUAAUGUGGGCUUCAACAAAUGUGAAAAAUCCAGCUUACCCUCACACAUUUUAUGUUGAUUCUCUUAUUGGACCGGAUACGAUUUCAACGAUGCCAGAGCAAGCUCUCAAAGCCUUCAUGGAGCAUGGCAUUCUUUCAAGAACUCUUGAUGCCAAAGUAUCAGAGGCUCAACAAAUUUACAAUGCAAUUCAGAAGUUGGGGAUUCAUUGGCCUUGUAUUGGAUCACAACUCGAACGUCAGGUGCUGGAUUCCUUCACAAAAAGCUUUGAUAAUGUGCUCAAUUGCAUUCACAACAAAACACUUGUACAAGUCUGAGGCAACACUGCUUGCAUGUUAAUUAAUUGUUUAUGGCUGAAAAUUGUAGCAGAGACUAAAAAAUCUAUGUACUAAUAAAU